Messenger RNA from Rhinopithecus roxellana (golden snub-nosed monkey), 5352 nucleotides. RefSeq names its product doublecortin domain containing 1 (gene DCDC1). The record is from RefSeq and is a predicted model, not a curated record. Gene Ontology annotation, molecular function: microtubule binding. The transcript has 36 exons. Bases 1 to 5352 code for a protein of 1783 amino acids. NCBI's taxonomy places the organism in Eukaryota, Metazoa, Chordata, Mammalia, Primates, Cercopithecidae. Gene Ontology annotation, biological process: intracellular signal transduction; regulation of mitotic cytokinesis.
AUGGCAAAAAUAGGAGCAGAAGAUCACAGAGAAGCACUAUCUCAGUCUUCCUUAUCCCCCUUGACUAAAACAAUGAAAGUAUUACAGCAAAGUAGUCCUGAAGGCACCUUGGAUGGGAAUACUGUAAACCCAGUUUGCAAAUAUAUUUUGAACGAUUUACCAAGAGAGUUUAUGUCAUCCCAAGCAAAAGCAGUUAUUAAAACUACUGAUGAUUAUUUGCAGCCUCAGUUUGGCCCCAACAGACUUGUGCAUUCAGCAGCAGUACCAGAAGGGUCAGGACUUCAAGAUUGCGCCACACAUCAAACAGCAUCAGAUCACAGCCAUGAUGAAAUAUCAGACCUAGAUAGCUACAAAUCAAACAGUAAAAACAAUUCUUGUUUUAUAUCAGCAUCCAAGAGAAACAGACCUGUCAGUGCUCCAGUGGGUCAACUGAGGGUUGCAGAGUUCUCUUCUUUAAAAUUUCAGUCAGCCUGGAAUUGGCAGAGAUUGUCUCAAAGACACAAACUUCAAACAAGAGUGAUUAAAGUAACAGCUUACAAAAAUGGAUCUAGAACAGUCUUUGCCAAAGUUACUGUACCAACCAUCACCUUGCUGCUGGAACAGUGCACAGAAAAGCUGAAUCUGAACAUGGCCGCAAGACGAGUGUUCUUGGCAGACGGCAAGGAAGCCCUCAAACCUGAAGAUAUACCCCAUGAAGCCGAUGUUUAUGUUUCAACGGGAGAGCCCUUUUUAAAUCCGUUCAAAAAAAUUAAAGACCAUCUGUUGUUAAUGAAGAAAGUAACUUGGACAAUGAAUGGGUUGAUGCUUCCUACUGAUGUCAAAAGAUGGAAAACCAAGCCUGUUCUUUCUGUUAGAAUGAAGAAACUUACUGAGAGGACCUCAGUCCGAAUUCUGUUCUUUAAGAAUGGCAUGGGGCAGGAUGGGCAUGUGAUUACAGUGGGAAAAGAAACAAUGAAAAAGGUUUUAGAUACUUGUACAAUGAGAAUGAAUCUAAAUUUACCAGCCAGAUAUUUUUAUGAUUUGUAUGGCAGAAAAAUUGAAGAUAUUUCAAAAGUUCCUCUGCUUGAAAAAUGCCUGCAAAAUUCCAUCACACCUUUGCGGGGACCACUUUGGGUCUCUAAGGGAGAAGGUUUCAGCCCCUCAGGAGCUAAGAUGUACAUCCAAGGAGUUCUUUUGGCCCUGUACCAACGAUUAAAGUCUACAAAAAAAUAUUGUAAACAGCUGAACCUGGCCAUGAAUGAACAGAAGGAGAAAAUUACAGAAAAAGUCAUUCUUUCAAUGACAGCAAAGGAACACCAUAAGGAACAUGAAGAAGUGAGCAGGCUGAUUGAUGAAUUGCAGACAGCUAUCAAAAGCAACAGAGGUCAUCUCUCUAAACUUGGCCCCCAAUUACAGGCUGAGCAGGAGCAAUUCUCCUCUUAUGUCUACCAACACAUUAAAAGCCUUCCAGCAAACACGCUUGUCCCAGGAGGCCUGCAGCUCAAGGUAUUUGAAAAUGGUAAAAACACUGGCGAGAUCUCUGUUGGUAUCAGGAAAAAAGAUCUGGGAUCUGAUAGCCCAAUUCAGACUGACCAUAUGAUGGAAAGAUUACUUCUCAAGAUUCAUCAAAGGCUUCGAGGUUCUUCCAUCAACCCACCAGGCCUCAAUUUUUCCUCAGUGCGGCUUUUUGAUGAGAAUGGCCAAGAAAUUAAGAAUCCACUUUCGCUGAAGAAUGAGCAAAAAAUUUGGGUCUCUUAUGGUAGAGCAUACAGACCUCCACUAAACCUUGCUUUGGGUUUGACCUUUGACCGAGUGAGUGCAUUUGCCAGAGGUGACAUCAUGGUUGCAUAUAAGACCUUUUUGGAUCCUAAUGCUGUUCUGCUACCUGGAUGUGGCAAUUGGGAAGUUUGUGAGGGAUUUCCAAUUAAUUUCAACUGUACCAGUCAACAGAUACCUGACCAGUUUGAAAAGGUGGACUUGGAGAACCAUUUUCUACAGAACAAGGUAGAUCCCAAUAUUGUCCUUCAUGCCUCUGUUUCCAUUGGAAAGUGGAGUUUCUCAGGCAGUGAAACAAGCAGCAGGAGUCAAAUAGCGCCAUCGAUCCUUUGGCCUGCAGCCAGUGUGUGGCUGAUCACCAAGACUGGAAUGAUCCUGAGUCGAGCGAUAACUCAGGGCUGCCUGGCUAUUGGUCAUCCUAUCAGAGUCAAGGCUGCUGAGGGAACAUCACUAGAAGGAUAUAAAUUAAUCCUACAGAAAAGACGUAGUGGAGAUGAAUCUCAGAAGUGGGUGUUUGGAACUGAUGGUUGCAUUUAUUCAAAGGCUUAUCCUCAGUUUGUUCUGACCUACCUAGAGGAGCUAAAUGCACAAGUAGAUGUGACCCAGACAGAAUAUCACAUUCACCAUGGUGCCUGGACCACAGCUCAUCAGGAACAUGGCAGAAACUUAGCAGAAGAGGUUCUGCAAGGAAGAGCCAGCAACCCUGGUCUGAAGCAACUGCCAGAACCCUCAGACACCCAUUUAAUGCCAGAAGGUUCUCUUGAGGAGAUAGGGCAGCUGACAGUAGCACUGGUGAGGAAACUGGAAGAGAAACAUCCUAAGGCUUCUGCUCAGAGGUGGGCCAUAAAACAUGAAGGAACCAGUAAGCCAGGGCAGUGGAAGCAUUCCAGAGUUGAAAAUCCUCUGUGGAACAAGCUUACCUACAUGUGGCCUGUCCUUCCCAGCGGCCAACUUAAUGAGGAGUUUGAUUGGCCAAUACAAGGACUGCUUGUUCCGAGCAGUCCUCCCAUGAAGAAACCCAUCUGUAAGACAACGGAGCCAUAUGCCCCUGUGCGACUCAGAGUUUUGCGGAAUGGAGACAAGAAUAGAAACAGAUCCUUUACUGUCCUUGGUCCAGACAUCUCACCUGGUUGGAAAACACAGUGCACUGAGAUUUUAAAUUUACCUUCUGCAGCUCGGAGAUUGUACAAUGAAAAGGGGAAGGAAAUAUUUGCCUUAAAAGACCUGCAAAGAGAUGAACUGGUGUAUGUUUCAUGUGGAGAACACUGGAUCAAUCCUGACCUGUCCAAUGCUCAGCAAAAGAAACAAAUCUUCCUGAGGAACCUAGCAUCAGACAUUUCCAAAAUUCAAAUCUUCUGUAGCAUACGUAAAAUAGAAGCUCUUGUUUUAGAAGUCCAAAGUGACAUUGUAUCUGGAAGCAAGCUUGCUGUGCAUAAACCUGUAGCAAUUUUUGGAGAAGAGAAGCAAGUUACAGAACCAGAAGAAAAGCAAAUGCAAAAAGAUGCUCUAACAACGGAAAAUACUUCCAGUGAAAUUCUAGAUUCACACGCAAGAGCUCAUCUUCGAAUGAAGGCUUGUCACACACUUCUCAGGUAUGCCUGGCAGGAAACUUCACAUGACUUUGAUGAGGAUGACAGUCUUCCAAAGAAAAUGGAAAAAGGGCUCUUUGAAAAUGUGGAACCACAGAAGAAACACAGCUGUUCACCAAAGCAUAGUAAGUUGCACAAGCAUUGCCAUCAGCAGUUCGAAUACAGAGAUGGGCAGAUUAUAAGCUGUGCUGCUCCUCAGCUAGUCUUGGGGGUUCAAGGUCCCAGUCUCCGGUCAGGCAUGGAGGUGGUUUUGGUGGAGAAGAAAUCUGAUGGUAGUAAUCAGCGCUGGAUACAUCAGGAAGACAGCAGGACCUUUCACCUGGUGAGUAACCCUGACCUUGUGCUGGCAGUGUCUAUGACCAAGACUGCAAAUGAAGUUUGUGGCUAUCCAGUUAUUGUUCAGAAAUAUAAGCCAUACAACAAUGGAGCUGCCAAUCAAAAGUGGCAUUACAUGAAAGAUAUAAAAGCACUUGUGGCCUUUCAUAGCACUGCCUUGGAUAAGGAAAUUACAUCAGCAAAUUACGCUGGCGUCUGUACAUCAUCUGUGAUUAAAGAGGAAAACAUUGAUCAACCAGGAUACUAUUAUCUCUCACCUGAUGGAAAGAGAAAAACUAUGCUCUGCUUGGCUUGUGGACAAUCCAUGAGAACAGAGAAGGGAUUGAAACAAUUGCUUCCAGGGGUUCCAUUCCUCUGUAUUUCAGGCACCAAGACUCAGAAGCCCUUCUUACAACGGCCAUUCAAGGUCAUCAGUGUGGCUGAGGUUGAUUUGUCGUGUGACGAGGCUGAAAAAACUCUAAGUUAUUACCAAGCACGUCUAUUGUCUUUACGGAUGAAGACCUGCACGCAAGCUGCAUCUCACAGUGGCAUGGCAGCCACACACCAGAAGGCAGUGAAAAUAAUUGCAUACAAAAAUGGGGAUGGAUAUCGUAAUGGGAAGUUAAUUGUGGCUGGAACAUUCCCCAUGCUUCUUACAGAAUGCACGGAAAAACUCGGGCUUGCCAGAGCAGCCUCCAAAGUAUAUACCAAAGAUGGAACCCCAAUCUUUACCUUGCGUGAUUUGGUUUUAUGGGCUCUAGAUGAAUCCUUUCUCCAGAGAGACUCUGAGAAACAAAAGCAAGAUGCAGCUCCUGUUGGAAAAGAACAGAUAAUUAUUGAAAAAAAUCUAAGAAUGAAAGUGAAAAACAGAUUAUUUCCAAAAUCUGUGACAUCUGAUAGUUUGGAUGGUAUAGAUAAGUCUUUGCUUACCCUUAUCCUCAGAAAUCCUAUUGCCAUCUGGGUAUCUUCUGGUGAACCAUUUCUACCUCCAAAUGCUUUGCAGAAAGCAGAAAAAUUAGAGAAACAGAACUGGCUGAAAAAGGACAGAAUUUUGGCUGAUCUAGAUACCAUGAGACACAAAAUGAGACAGUUAAAAGGGCGGCGAGUAGCGGCAUGUCAGCCAGCCACCAUGGUUCCUACUAAAAGCCCUGUGCAGCCUGUGGUGGUUGAAGGAGGCUGGACUGAACAGACUAAAGAGGAAAUUAAACUCAUGGAACUUAUAAGACAUACAGAGGCACACGUUUCUGAAAUCCAAGCAAUGGAAUCCAAAAGAAAUUUUCCAAUUGCAACUAAACCUAAAGCAGUCAAGCUGAGCAGCCUGUAUAAGCAGCCCAACACAAAGAGAGUGUGGAUUUAUCUAAAUGGAGGCAGACCUGAAGAUGGCACUUAUUCCUGGGGCAAAACUGUUUCAGAGCUGCUGCAAGACUGCUCCUCUCGUCUCAAAAUGACCCACCCAGCUAGAGCACUGUACACCCCCGAUGGAGAGCCAAUUCAGUCCUGGGAUGACAUACAGCGAGAUAUGGUCAUCUGUGUGUCUAUGGGACAUGGUUUCAAAACCCCAAAAGAGUUAAAACAACUGAUGGAGAUCAGAGCAAAUUAUGUCAGAAUCCGAAGGCAGCAGGGCCCUCAAGCCACAGACAUUGUGGUGUCACCAUCCACAAAGCUGCUGUCUCUGGCACAUCUCCACAAUUAA